Molecule: messenger RNA, 2100 nt
Organism: Gadus morhua (Atlantic cod)
Lineage: Eukaryota; Metazoa; Chordata; Actinopteri; Gadiformes; Gadidae
Gene: arl4cb
Product: ADP-ribosylation factor-like 4Cb
Exons: 1
Coding region: 674-1252 (192 amino acids)
Molecular function (GO): GTPase activity; GTP binding
Source: RefSeq, a predicted model, not a curated record
GUUUUCUCCACCGCACGCCAGUGCUUAUGCAGCGAUAGCAGAAGAAGGACCUCAUGUGCAGAGGAGACGCCGAUGCAAAUUGGGGAAUUACUCCGGGACAUCCCUUGAAUUGACUUGACAUUCGUCCCGCAUUGGACACUGGAUUUUGUGUUCUGAUAACCCAAAGCACCCGUUUCAUUUGCCGCACCGUUUGCAGGGGGGGGCUGCAGAACCUGCUGGGGAUCGCUGCUGCUGCUGUCACCGAGUCGCGGGAAGACAAGGACGUUCCACCUAUUCACUUGUGAUCACCGCACAGGGCUGUUUUGUGAAGCACCUCCGUGAUACCAACACACACACUCUCACCUGGAAGUGUCCGUGGAUCGUCAAAUGUUGUGCCGUGGCCCAAUGGACUUGAGCGUGCGAGGAGAAUGCUAAUGAACGUCGCGCUGCGUCCUGCCGACGCGCGCUAUCCUCCAGUGCUGCUGAGGGGCGACAGCAGAGGUAAUCCUUCGUUCAAGAGGCACCCUGCUCCCUCGGAUAUCUAAGUAAACGCUUCUUUUUUUGUUGGUCAUUCCUUUAUCUGUAUAUCCGUUUCUCAAAGGAAACGAGGGACGUGUUGACAGCGUACCUCUGUGUUUUAAGACGGAAGGGCGAUACAAGGGGAGCUAGACGCCCCUUCCACCUGCUGUUGAAAAUGGGCAACAGUUUUUCCAACAUUUCUGCCUUCCAGUCGCUUCACAUAGUGAUGCUAGGUUUGGACUCUGCAGGCAAAACCACUGUUCUGUACAGACUGAAAUUCAAUGAAUUUGUGAACACCGUGCCAACAAUCGGAUUCAACACAGAAAAGAUUAAACUUAGUAAUGGCACCGCGAAGGGUAUAAGUUGUCAUUUCUGGGACGUGGGAGGCCAGGAGAAGCUGAGGCCCCUGUGGAAGUCGUACAGCCGCUGCACGGACGGUAUCAUAUACGUGGUGGACUCCGUGGACGUUGACAGACUGGAGGAGGCCAAGACGGAACUGCAUAAAGUGACAAAAUUCGCGGAGAACCAAGGCACGCCGCUGUUGGUGAUAGCCAACAAACAGGACCUACCCAAAUCCCUUCCUGUCGCAGACAUUGAGAAGCAGUUGGCUCUGCACGAGCUUACUCCAUCCACCACGUACCACGUACAGCCCGCGUGCGCCAUCAUAGGCGAGGGGCUGCACGAGGGCAUGGAUAAACUGUACGAGAUGAUAGUCAAAAGGAGAAAAUCUCUAAAGCAAAAGAAGAAACGAUAACAGCCACUCAUGUGUGACGUAUGAUGCAAAGUUAGUGUAACUAAAUACUAUUCGGGUAUGCCAGUGUUGCCCCAAAAGAGGUUUACUUUUCAGUGGUUCUAUUAUUAUUUUUGUUUAUCCUUUUACUUUGGGUUAUUAAUGUCAAAGCUGUUAAGAUGCUGUGAACCAGCUGAAUGAUGCUUUUGCACACCAUAAUGGUGCAGAAUUUAUACAAAUGUUUAACCAAAUACAUACAAAAAAGAAACACUUGAAAUGAUUUCUCUUAAGGACUUGAAUGGAAAUUACAGCAUUGAAAAGGAAGAAAUGAAAACGGGCUGGCCCGUGAUUUGCUGCUUUCCUCCUUUGGAUCUUCGAUGUAGCUGGACGUUUGACUCUGGAAGCAGAUCACCAGACUGUAACCCACGGAGUACUUUUAUGGAUGCUUGGAACUGUUUCUGCUCACCGGCCACACGUCUUCAAGGAAUGCUUCUUUGGAAAAAUACCCCACCCUUUUGUUUUUUUGUGAUUUUUGCACGUGGCUGGGGUUAUACUCACUUUUUGCCCACUGCUCAUGUCACACAGUGAAUCUGUGACUUAUCUGUUGCAUAUGAGCCUUCUGGUUAAGGAUGACAGAUGACAACAAUGUUUCCCGAGUGUUGAAGUAGCCUUUACUAUGUGUGUUGGACAGAAGGUGCCACUUGCUCACAGUUGGAGCAGGAUGGGGGGGUGGGGUCCACUAUUUUGCACUUUUCAUUUCCUAACGAAAUAGUAGAGUACUACACUGUAUAGCAGAGUCGGACCUCGCCCCUUUAUGUAUUGACAAGCCAAAAUUGAAGUAUUUUUGGAAUAUUAAAAGAUGAUGAAAUGGA